AUGUUUUGGAUUGGAUUAUUUUUGGUGGCUUGUUUUUCCGACGAAGAACUUUCUUCAGCUCGUCGAGAUAGCGAACUAGGUGCACUCGAGGAGAAUAUCCGUCUGUUCAACAGACGCUUCUCUGAUGAACCCGUUCCGCUGCUCACUCAGCUGCGUGAUCUGCCUCUGCUUAUUCGGCACGGUUGGCCUCGUCUCUUCUCUGGUGAAAGCGUCUCCUUUAUUGUCCGGCUCCGUUUUUUUAUGCUCGCCGGUGCUGCACUUCUUUACAUCAUCUGUCCCAUAGAUCUGCUACCCGAGGCUGCCAUAGGCGUGUUCGGCUUGGUUGAUGACGUCCUGGUUUUUACCUUGUUCGCCAUCUAUGUGGCCAGUUUCUUGCGAGAUGCUCUCUCUAUCACUGGGACUCCUAGAUCCCAGGCCAAUUCACCUGCAUAUGUCUCUCUAGUCUCUUCAAACACAGAUAUGGCUAUGACCACCACGUUUACUAACCCUAAUACUGCCCAACAAAUUCACACGUAA
Protopolystoma xenopodis is the source of this 516-nucleotide messenger RNA. The record is from the annotation of a GenBank genome assembly. NCBI's taxonomy places the organism in Eukaryota, Metazoa, Platyhelminthes, Monogenea, Polystomatidea, Polystomatidae.